CCGCCACCUGAGUUCUGGGUGAGAAUCUUCGGAGUUUCUUUGGGACUAGAGGAAUCCUGAAACCAUGGAUCACCUAUGUAUGCUUUGGGACAUGCUUUAGAUGUUUUUUCUAGAAGCCAUGCAAGUACCCUAAAAAUUGAAUGUAUUGUUGAAAAGACUUAUGGCCAAUGGUGGCAGAGUCUGCAUAGAACUAUGCUUCGUGGUGUUCUGGGGAAAACCUUUCGGCUUGUUGGCUAUACUAUUCAGUAUGGCUGUAUAGCUCAUUGUGCUUUUGAAUACGUUGGUGGUGUUGUCAUGUGUUCUGGACCAUCAAUGGAGCCUACAAUUCAAAAUUCAGAUAUUGUCUUUGCAGAAAAUCUUAGUCGACAUUUUUAUGGUAUCCAAAGAGGUGACAUUGUGAUUGCAAAAAGCCCAAGUGAUCCAAAAUCAAAUAUUUGUAAAAGAGUAAUUGGUUUGGAAGGAGACAAAAUUCUCACCAAUAGUCCAUCAGGUUUCUUUAAAAGCCAUAGUUAUGAAUUCCUCAGUUUGCUGCUAGAAGACACUAAUUUGCCAAAAAUAAUUUAGUUGGAAGAAGCAUUUAGCAGGUUCCAGCGGGUCACGUUUGGUUAGAAGGUGAUAAUCUACAGAAUUCUACAGAUUCCAGGUACUAUGGACCUGUUCCAUAUGGACUAAUAAGAGGACGUAUCUUCUUUAAGAUUUGGCCUCUGAAUGAUUUUGGAUUUCUACGUGACAGC
This is a messenger RNA of Hippopotamus amphibius kiboko, 734 nucleotides long. Its product is annotated as mitochondrial inner membrane protease subunit 1-like. The record is from RefSeq and is a predicted model, not a curated record. Gene Ontology annotation, cellular component: mitochondrial inner membrane peptidase complex; membrane. NCBI's taxonomy places the organism in Eukaryota, Metazoa, Chordata, Mammalia, Artiodactyla, Hippopotamidae. Gene Ontology annotation, molecular function: serine-type endopeptidase activity. The transcript has a single exon. Bases 76 to 564 code for a protein of 162 amino acids.